Molecule: messenger RNA, 975 nt
Organism: Striga asiatica
Lineage: Eukaryota; Viridiplantae; Streptophyta; Magnoliopsida; Lamiales; Orobanchaceae
Source: the annotation of a GenBank genome assembly
AUGGAUGUGGUCGAAAAAGUCCUCGCCUCCGGGGAGGACGACUGCUUUGUUUCGAACAUCCCUUGGGGUGGGCAAGUGUCAAGACCAAAGUCCCUCGUUUUUGGAACAUCACGUGAUAGGGGUGGGCGAGUAGUCGCUUGUUUAGAACAUCUCUUGGGGUGUUCAAGUUGUCAAAAAAUCCUCGCCUCUGGGCAGGACGACUGGUUUGUUUCGAACAUUCCUAGGGGUGGGCAAGUGUCAAGACCAAAGUCCCUCAUAUUUGGAACAUUCCACGAUAGGGGUGGGCGAGUGGUCACUUGUUUAGAACAUUCCUUGGGGUGGGCAAGUGGUCGAAAAAGUCCUCGCCUCCGGGCAGGACGACUGCUUUGUUUCGAACAUCCCUUGGGGUGGGCAAGUGUCAAGACCAAAGUCCCUCGUUUUUUAAACAUCACGGGUGGGCGAGUAGUCGCUUGUUUAGAACAUCUCUUGGGGUGUUCAAGUUGUCAAAAAAUCCUCGCCUCUGGGCAGGACGACUGGUUUGUUUCGAACAUUCCUAGGGGUGGGCAAGUGUCAAGACCAAAGUCCCUCAUAUUUGGAACAUUCCACGAUAGGGGUGGGCGAGUGGUCACUUGUUUAGAACAUUCCUUGGGGUGGGCAAGUGGUCGAAAAAGUCCUCGCCUCCGGGCAGGACGACUGCUUUGUUUCGAACAUCCCUUGGGGUGGGCAAGUGUCAAGACCAAAGUCCCUCGUUUUUUACACAUCCCGCGAUGGGGGUGGGCGAGUGGACGCUUGUUUAGAACAUUCCUUGGGGUGGGAAAGUUGUCUAAAAAGUCCUCACCUCCGAGCAGGACGACUGCUUUGUUUCGAACAUUCCUUGGGGGGGGGCCUAAAAGCGAGAGCAGCGACGGCAAACCAAGCGCCGUCCUCGCGGCUAAUGAGGGCGGUUGCGGCGGCGUCGAGCGCCCCGAGGUGCGGGGGGUUCGGUACCAGAUCUAG